Molecule: messenger RNA, 498 nt
Organism: Penicillium crustosum
Lineage: Eukaryota; Fungi; Ascomycota; Eurotiomycetes; Eurotiales; Aspergillaceae
Product: 60S ribosomal protein uL11
Exons: 4
Coding region: 1-498 (165 amino acids)
Biological process (GO): translation
Cellular component (GO): ribosome; cytosolic large ribosomal subunit
Molecular function (GO): structural constituent of ribosome; large ribosomal subunit rRNA binding
Source: RefSeq, a predicted model, not a curated record
AUGCCUCCCAAGUUCGAUCCCAAUGAGGUUAAGAUCAUCCACCUCCGUGUGACUGGUGGUGAGGUCGGCGCCCAGUCCGCUCUGGCCCCCAAGAUCGGUCCCCUCGGUUUGUCUCCCAAGAAGAUUGGUGAAGAUAUCGCCAAGAACACUGGCGACUGGAAGGGUCUCCGCGUCACCGUCCGCCUGACCAUCCAGAACCGUCAGGCCGCCGUCUCCGUUGUUCCCUCCGCCUCUUCCCUUGUCAUCAAGGCCCUUAAGGAGCCUCCCCGUGACCGCAAGAAGGAGAAGAACAUCAAGCACUCCAAGUCCAUCCCCAUGGAUGAGAUCAUCGAGAUUGCCCGCAUCAUGCGCACUCGCUCGAUGGCCAAGGAGCUCCGCGGUGGUGUCCUUGAGAUUCUCGGUACUGCUUUCUCCGUCGGCUGCCAGGUCGAUGGCCGCAGCCCCAAGGAUGUCUCCGAUGACGUUAAGUCUGGCGAGAUUGACAUUCCCGAGGAAUAA